Molecule: messenger RNA, 1309 nt
Organism: Triticum aestivum (bread wheat)
Lineage: Eukaryota; Viridiplantae; Streptophyta; Magnoliopsida; Poales; Poaceae
Exons: 2
Coding region: 418-852 (144 amino acids)
Source: RefSeq, a predicted model, not a curated record
CCCAUGCUAAAAAUAAGCUAGAUGUAUGAUCAAUCGCAUAAUCCCAUGUUGUAAUUCCACGUUAGUUCUACCAAAAAAAUUUGUUGAAAAGGCCUAGAAAUCUUCUCUUGGGUUAGGAAUCUUACGAGCACAUGACUCAUGCUGUAAUCCCACGUUAAUUCCACCUAUAAAAUGCUGAAAAAGGCCUACAAAUCUUUCUCUCCGAUUACAAUCGUACAAGCAUGGGACUCCUCUCCUUCCUUUCUCCCAGCGCAGGACUCCUCCAUCUAAAAAAAGCACGGGACUCCUCUCUCCUGAUUCGUGUACAAAUCUGCCUCUGCCUGCAUGGCAGCAUUGAUGGUGGGCGGCGAAGAAAGGAUCGAUCAUCUGCAGUAACCACGCCGGCGUUCCCACCUCCCAAACCCUCCUCACGUUCUCAUGUCGCGCACGUCACACUUCAACUGCCUCAGCGGGAUUCCCUGCAGCAGCAAUGCGAGGCUGGAUGGCCUCCAGUGCCAGCGCGCCUUCAUAUCCAUCAAGUCCUCGGACUAUCCCUGCAAGCAAGGCUGGGUGCAGGUGGAAGGUAUCAAAUCUGCUUCUGCCUCCAUGGUGCCUGCAAUGGCGGUAAGGACGAUAUCUAUCUUCGGCAGUGACUAUGCCAACAUCCUCACCUCCCAAACCCCCGUCUCAUUCUCAUGUCACGCACUUAAAGUUUCAUCAUUCGCUUCCACACCUCAACUGUCUCAGCGGGUGCCCCUCCAGCAGCAACACGACGGCAACAGGACAUCAUGGCCCUCAAGUUCUCGGUUUAUACGUGCAAUCAAGGCUGGAGCGUCCCUUCUCCUAUCCUCACAAAGUUCAUGGAGAAUCUAAAUUAAUGAGGAUCAUAUCAUUAGCAUAUUUGGCAAUCUGACAAGUCGAGUGCCAGUUUGUUAGGAUAGAACCAUACGAUUUACUGUGGAUCAGAAUUGGAAAGAUCCGCUUUAUUCAUUUGCAUAUAUUACCACACGUACAAGAGUUUAUGGAUGACGAGAAGUGGAGGACCGGUGGCAAUCCAAUAGUAUUUGAGAACAACGAUCCAUUAAUUAGUAUUUAGAAUUAUUUUGUUCUUAAACCUAUUCUACGUACCAAUGAAAUAUUGAUGAUUUUGAGUUGAUGGAAAGCUUCAUGCAUGGAUCUGUUUGAUAUUUUGAGCACCGAGCACACUGUGCUUAUAUACAAAAUAUAUUUGUUCAUUUUGCCUGCAUAUUUUCACAUGUAUUUCAGGCGGUCCAUGGUUUCCAAUGCAAUUUUCUUGAAAUUAUAUAUAUACCGAGAGCGUUUGAGUCCA